Arthroderma uncinatum is the source of this 771-nucleotide messenger RNA. RefSeq names its product nucleolus protein. Gene Ontology annotation, cellular component: nucleolus. The coding region runs from base 1 to 771 and encodes 256 amino acids. Lineage: Eukaryota; Fungi; Ascomycota; Eurotiomycetes; Onygenales; Arthrodermataceae. The transcript is spliced from 2 exons. The record is from RefSeq and is a predicted model, not a curated record. Gene Ontology annotation, molecular function: rRNA (adenine) methyltransferase activity.
AUGAAGGGGAGGAAGAAGUCAAUCUCGCGAGGACGGCCGCCGACGGUCAGAAAACCAGUGGCCUCGCUCUCCGCCAAAGCGACCAGAAACCUCAUCAGGUCGCAUCACCAACUACACAAAGCGCGCGCCCGAGCACUGGCAGACGGCGAUGACGCCCUCGUCCAGCAGUUAGAUCAAGAGAUCGCUGCAAAGGGCGGCCUGAAGAGCUACCAGAUCGCCAGCAAGAAGGGCCAGUCUAAGGAGCGAGGAGGCGAUUCCAGCCACGUCCUGCUCCAAUGGCUUGAACCUCUCCUCGGCCAGGACACGCUAUACGGUCCUACUAACAGGCUGCGUCUGCUCGAGGUCGGCGCACUCAGCAGCAAGAAUGCUUGCUCCGUGACAAAGACGCUGCAUGUUACGAGGAUAGACCUCCAUUCGCAGGAGGCUGGGAUCCUUCAGCAGGACUUUAUGGAACGUCCGCUACCCGUGGCCGAGGAGGAGAAGUUUCACAUCAUCAGCCUGUCACUGGUGCUCAACUACGUGCCCGAUCCUGUAGGACGGGGGGAGAUGUUACGUCGAACGGUCCAAUUUCUCACCACAAAUAUCCAGCAGGUGUCCGGCGAAUCGACGACGCCCGGUGAAUUUCUGCCGGCGCUGUUUCUCGUGCUGCCUGCUGCUUGUGUGCUGAAUUCAAGAUACCUGACUGAAGAGCGGCUGGACGAUAUUCUUGCCUCUCUGGGCAUUAGUGCUGACGCCUUCAAUUGGCUAUUGAUGCCACUGGGGCGAUUCUGA